Messenger RNA from Cottoperca gobio, 1347 nucleotides. It is a transcript of the gene hspb1, whose product is annotated as heat shock protein, alpha-crystallin-related, 1. The coding region runs from base 104 to 775 and encodes 223 amino acids. Lineage: Eukaryota; Metazoa; Chordata; Actinopteri; Perciformes; Bovichtidae. The transcript is spliced from 3 exons. The record is from RefSeq and is a predicted model, not a curated record. Gene Ontology annotation, cellular component: nucleus; cytoplasm. Gene Ontology annotation, biological process: negative regulation of apoptotic process; protein refolding; response to heat.
CUGAGAGGCAGACAGCACAUUGGGAAAUCAUUUUCAAAGAGGCCAAAGGGCUCUUCUUCUGCAGCCAGCAGCAACACCCCUCAGCCAGAGAAACACAGCAGCCAUGACAGAGAGACGUAUUCCUUUCAGCCUGCUCAGCACCCCCAGCUGGGACCCAUUCCGUGACUGGCAACAAAGCCGGAUCUUCGACCAGACCUUCGGCAUGCCGGCGCUGCCCGAGGACUUCACCACAUUCCCCAGCACCCACUGGCCGGGGUACAUGCGGCCCUCCAUCCUGGCCUCGGACAUGGCCACCAUGGGCCAAAUGAGCCCAAUGGGCACCAUGAUGCCCCACGCCCCCAUGAUGACCCACUCCCCCAUGAUGCCCCACACUCCUAUGAUGUACCAACCGCCCAUGAUGGCCCAGCAGGCUCGUGCCCUGUCCCGACAGAUGAGCAGCGGCAUGUCAGAGAUCAAGCAGACCCAAGACAGCUGGAAGGUGUCCCUCGAUGUCAACCACUUUUCACCUGAGGAGCUGGUGGUGAAGACCAAGGACGGCGUGGUGGAGAUCACUGGAAAACAUGAGGACAGGAAGGACGAGCAUGGUUUUGUGUCCAGAAGCUUCACCAGGAAAUACACCCUCCCCUCUACAGCCAACAUUGAGAAGGUGGCUUCCUCCCUGUCUCCUGAGGGGGUGCUGACCGUGGAGGCUCCUCUGAUCAGACCGGCCAUCGAGUCCUCAGAGACCAUGAUUCCUGUCAAUGUAGACAACAAAGGGGGCAUGGUCAAGAAGUAGAAGGACAAGCAGUGCAGUGUCUCCCACAUAAACACAUACUUUAUGUUUUACAAACCGCUUCUAGAAAGGUGGAGAAGCAGCUUAUCACUCCCUUCCUAAAGCAGGCUUGUUCACACGCCAGAGAGAGGGAAGCAAGGGAUUGCCCUUGCUUCCCUCUCUCCCCUCCGUCUCUGGUAAUGAGCCAACCCCAGCUGAGUGCACAGUGUAAACACAUCUGCAGUAGUGCCAUAUGCCUGCUCUUUCUGCUGUAAUUACACUCUUCAUCUGAAAUCUCAGUUUAGCCCCGCUCACAGCAUUCUUUCUCUCUCUCCCUCACUUACACACACAUACUCCUUUCUCUUUUCGGGGGAGUAAAUUCGCUCAAUGCAGCCUCUACAGACAAACUAAAGAGAACAGUAAAGCGGACUGUAGUAGCAGUGAUGUUGUAAUUUAAACAACCAAGGUCCCAGGAGAGCAUGCAUUCUGUGCAGAGUGCAGAAUGUUGCCUGUUAGCGUACGCAGUGUGGGAUUGGACUGGAUGUAUCUGCAAACUAAGCAGUCAUGCAAACAUAGAAUAAAGAAAAUAAACAAUA